ACGGGGCAAAUGGCAAUUGAAACACACCACCAAAUGCAUGCGUCGGACAUAAGGUAGAGGCCCCAACUACCAAUAUGCUAAGGUGGAAAUUGAGUGAGGUGCAAGAACGCUAUGAAGCACAGUGGCCGAAUGGUUGGUAUUGUGGCAACAGCAAAUAGCUCAUACAGCUCAUUGCUCGGCUCAAUGUGAUAAGUGUCGCGCAACGCCGGAAAAUAUUAGCUUCGACGGACCUGUUCCCAUUGAGUGCGAUUCAGUGCUUGAGACCGGUUCAAAUUGAUUGAAGCAAAAGUGCGGCGUUACGUUGACGUGCGGAUGUGUGAACGAAUGUGAACGGAUUCGUCAACUUAACGAGCGAUGGUACUACGGUGUGUUUACUAAAAGGAAAGCGAUCGGGAAUGAAAAAUAAUUCAAAUUGAAAUAAAGUAAAUAAACGCAAAAAUAUAAAAAUAUUCAAAGAAGACCACAUAUGUCAUUUGCAAGUAAAUAUAGUAAACUGGAGUGUAGUGAAAUCAAGUGCGAAAAAGUGAAAAAAGUAAAUAAAUGAGUACAAAAAAAUAUUAAAAAAAAAUUUUAAAUACGUAAAAUAUGAAUGUAUAUUGAAAAGAUUAUCAUGGCAAAAGCAAAAUUAGUAAACUAUUUUUGAAAAAAAAAAAAAAAUAGCCGAGCGUUCACAAGCAACAAAAAAUUAAAAAAAAAAACAAAAAGCGAGAAAUCAUUUAAUGGUUAAAGGAAAAGCGCGCAUAAAUAAAUGUUCGAAUAUCAUAUGAUUUUGGUUUCACUUGCACGCGCACGGUGUGUGCUAAGGUUUAGUUACUGCAAUUGACUUCAAUCACAUGUGACAACAGCAGAAGAUAAGAGGAGAACAGUUGGGAAUCACAGCAAAAGGAUACAGAGUUGAAGGAUAUGGGACAAAAAAUGUGUCGCCACAUCAGAUUGUGUUGAAAAUUCGUACACACAUAGUGAUAAUCGUAUAAAUGAUUGCAUGCACAUAUAAAACAACAAAGUAAAAGUACAAUUUCGUAUACAAAUUUGUAUGUGUGUGUGCAAGUGUAUGCACGGGAAUAAAAUUUAAAACACCAGGAGCUUACAGGACGACGAGUGUUGAAUUGGGUAGAAACGGUUUCAAUCUCACAAAAUAUACAUUGUAAGUUGAACAGCAGACAGAUAGACAAACAAACACAUACAUAUACACACACACUGCGGUAUGCAUACAAACUAAUCCUCUGCCAAGCGAUAAAAACUAAAAAGUAUAGCAAAAACUACAACAAAAAUUACUUUUAGAAAGUUUAGACAAAAAAAAGUAGAGAAACAAACACAGUAGAGAAAAGUGCAAAACAAAAAGUAAAUAAAAUGCCUGCCAUAACAAGUGAAAUAUCAACGCCCGCGCCAACCCGCAGCUUACGACCAAUCAGGUCGGCAGUGGCUACAGCUGCGACAGCAGCCACCUCAAUGUUCACAUCAGCAAUAGCGGCAGCAGCGGCAACAGCUGCGACAGCAUCAUCCUUAUCGAAAACAACAAUAACAACAGCAAGGGAGACACCAUCCAGCAACAGCUACAGCCAGAAUAGCAUAUCAACUCAACAACCGGAUACUUUGGAACGACGACUGCAACCAGAUGUCGAUACAGUUACCGGAAGUGGAAGUAGAGUAGGCGUAAAUGUCGAUCGAACCACUGCACUGCCCAACCGCCUCGCCAAUAUACUGUUAUCCAAUUUUCUGCCUGCCACAAAUACCAGCAGUCCUAGUAGUACCAGGAGCAGCAGUAGUGGCGGCGGUAGCCGUACUUCAGUCACAUAUCCAAUCUUCCGGCCGCCUAGCAUAGAAAAUCUUGUCGCAAACUCAGCUGAGGAUUUGAACGACUUUCGUGAUGUGUCCUUCGAUAUAUUCGACGACAAUGACGAUUUGUUUGGCUCACCAUUGGCAUUUGAUGCUAGCGAAAAUGGUUUGUGGAAUGGACGUUUUGUGCCGCCACCACCGCGGCCACCCUUCUUUGUCGAUGAGCCAGUGCUGAGUGAUGGACUGACAACGUGUGAUUUGUGCUCAUGGGCUAUGCCUACGAAGAGUACAUUCAUAUUCGAGGGCACAAUAGAAAAAGCCUCCGAAUUGGGUUGGCCCUUGACGCUGAUCAUCGUUUCGGUGCUUUCGGCGUUGCUUGGCGCAAUCGUCAUGGUGACGGUUGUACGUUGCAGAAGAAAAAAACCGACGAACAACCGUAAUGAAACGCACGUGCAAUGGUGGUCACGCAACAAGCGUUCAAACGGCAGCAAUAAUAACAAUCACUUGCGACGCAGCAACAUUUACACAGCACAUCCAGCGGACAGUAUUCGUGGGUUGCAGCAGCCAUCGCUAUCGGCAGCCUCAUCGCUUACCACAAUGACCGCAAUGGGCGCAUCAGCGGCACCCCUCCAUUCUACGGCGGUCACACCGAAUGCAACACAGCCGCCACAGCUGUCCCACCAACAACAACAACAACAGCAGCAAUAUUACCAUCAUCCAUAUAAUCAGCAUGCACUUCAACCUCCGCUACCCCGCAGCCUCAGCGGCCAUCAGCGCGCACCCGAUUAUGAAUACGAGCACGAAUACCAUCAACCACAGGAAUUACAAUUACAACUGCAGCAUCAACGCCAACACAGUUCGUCGAUGUCAUCCGUGUCCGACUCACCAACAUUGCCGGUGGCGAAUAGUAUCAAACCGAGGCAGCUGCAAUUGCAACACCAGCCGCUGCAACACCAUUUGCAACAAAAUGCUGCACACAAUGUGGCCGAUGGUGUGACCGUUGGCUUUGGUGGGGGUGUGGUUGGUGUUGGUGUGGGCCGACGUGGUGCAUCCGAAUUGUGCGAUGACGCGUCAUGUCGGUGGCCGAACGCGACAAUUGUGGUGGCCAGCUGAGUGGAAGCGCAUAAAUGCAAUACGCCAGCGACGAUGAGUGGCGCAAUGGCGCUGCUGCCUGUGAAUCCGAAUCGGGAUCAUCAUCAACACAAACAGCAGCAGCAGCAACGUGUUGUAGAGCCAUCUGAAUUUGUAUGGACGAAAUCAUGCAGUUCCGAGCAACUGAAGAAUGACUGGAUAUGGCAUUGAGGGCAGCAGCCAUAAGAACAGCGAUGAAAUGAACGAUGAAAUUCGUAAUCAUCAAGCAAAGACAAAGAGAACAUAGGACGUGUGUUUAGGCGAAGGGCGAGGUUGUGUAAAUUCUAGUUUUGCAUAAAUAUUUAGUAGAACUUUUGGGACAUGAAUAUUGAUGCCAUUACUGUAGGAUGACAAUCGAACUCCCAAUAAAAUACAUAUUUUGAGAUUUUAACAGCGAAAAUUUAAAGAAAGCGUCCAGGAGUUAUUAAACGCUAGAUUAUUAAAAUCGUGGAGAGAGCGAUCAAGAGUUGGAAACGAUCUACGUAUGAAUGUAUGAAUGUGAAGGACAUUCGAUUAUAAGUACAGUCGAAAAGUUAUUUUACCCACUAUCCGUACGCCUUUGAAUUUCACUUGAUUUUUUGAACCACAAAGAGCCCAUAUUAGAUACACUCAUCCCUUUAAAUUUGGCGUAGCAAAAUAUGCAUAUCGUGCCUAUUUUUCACUUAUCUGAUGUGUAAAUAUUUCCCUUUACGGGGUCCCCUUAGCAAGCCAGACCGGUUGAGAAGGCUUUAGUGUGUAAACGAUUUAUUGUCGUCAUCUAGUGAGAAAUACAUUAAUAAACCAGAUACCUUUAGAGAAGAUGAGCUAUCUAGAUAUGUGAUCUGGAAGCGGACUUGUUUAUAGUAAAUGCUCUUCUAUAUAGUUGGAGGGCUUAGGCUUGGUUUCAGACACUUUUCUGCCAAAGCAUUGGGAUACUUAAUUGCAUGAUUAGUUAAUGUUUUGUUUUGAUUUAUAUUUUUGAUGCGUUAAUUGUUUUCGUACGUCAUCAAGCCUUUCAGUUCAUCACGAUUUUCUCAUCAUUGUGAGCAUAACAGUUACAUUGUAAGGGGUUUUAAAUGGGUCGAUAAGACUCUAGCUCUAGCCUGACUACCAAUCCGUAGAAUCGGAGUUCGAAACCACGUGCUUGAAAUACCAAAUGAUAAACAAAAUUUUCCCUAAUAGUGGUCGCUCCUCGGCAGGCAAUGCCAAACCUCCGGUACGGACUUGACUGAUUUGACUUAUUUUGAACAGAAAUAAUAAAGUCUGCGAUAUUUUCGGUACUUCAACGCCCCGAUAGGAUCAAUCAACAGUGGAUAGGUUGACCAGAAUUUACUUAAUUUACAAUAGCACUUACAGCAGGCUAGACCGAGAGAAGAAAUUUGUUUUUUUUAAGGCUUAUUUCGCGACAUGACUUUUGGCUCAUUUAAAUAUUUACCGUAAUCAUCCCGGAAACAGGUGAAAUAUUUGUUUGAUAAUUUCUUUACUUUUGGUUCUUUUUUAGUGUGAUGUAAAGUUGGAAAUUUUUUACCUUUGCUACUACAUCCCUCUUUUAACAAAAAAAAAAAAUAAUUUUUAAAAUGUUUAAUUUUAUGGUAACUAAAAUUGAGUUUCGUGGAGUAAAAUUCUAAGCAAUUGAUUUUAUUGGUCGGAGGAGCUACUGUAAGUUAACUUUAACCUAAAUUCAUAAGGACCGAAAAAAUGUUACGUACUUUUGAAGUUACGAAUUUAGACUCAGAUUUCUGGUAGUCAUUUUUCCUUCGUUAACUUCAUAAUCAGAAUGUGAACCUUGCAUGGUGUUUUGACAUUAGCAAAUCUUAAAACGCGUUUGCAUUUAAAUAAAAAAUUGUAGGAUCCCUAUCGAAAACCACUAUAUAUGAGGGCUUGGGUAAAGCUUUUCAGUCGGCAUUGUGUAUGAACAGAAAGUCGAAGAAAGUAUGAAAAUGCAGUUGGUAGGAGAACUUACAGCAAUUUGCUCUGCUGUUAGAGACUCCUCAUAAGCUCAACAAGGUUUAUGGAGAGUUGAAGUAUGGAGUUAAUGUGGUAGUGGCAAGUGAGUUGUUACAACAUUUACUUUUGCGUGUGCUCCGGUGUUUAUUGAUUGUGCCACGAGGUGCAAAGAUAUCUCUACUUGAAGUCAAAUGGCUCUUGCUGUCGUGAAGCGACUCGUUUACUAGUUGCGACUCUUGAUCUUGAUGAAAUGUUUAAUGCUAUGAUUAAAAAUAAUAUUAAUAAUAAGAACACCUGUGCCAGCUGCUUGAACCGAGCCGCGUUUUCCAUGUACGGUUUGCGUCUUCAUGUCGCCCCUAUAGUUUUUUGCUGCCUCCGCACGGCAGGCAAGUUUUUAUGAGAAGCCUUACGUUCAAGAUCGCAGCUGGCUAUAAAAGUAUUUCCAGAAAAGUACAUUUAUUAUAAGAGCAACCUACCGAAAUGUAUUUGUGACAUUAGUAGCUAUAAGAUAUUUAUCGAAAUACAAUUGAAAGAUACAAGCAAGUCUCUAUUACAAACUGACUUUAAGUACAAACAGCUCAAGUGUCCUGCAUGCGUUUGGCUAAACGUCUCACUUAUUAAUUGGUGAUACCCAUUGAUAAUGAUCUCUGUUUUGAAGCCACUUGUCGUUAACAAAUUAGAAAAAGAGCAACUGACACUCAGUAUUUUAAUGUCAUGGAUUUGCUACUUUUAGCCCUUAUUUUCCUGUAAAUGGGAGUGUCUGUAUGUUUACGUAAAUGUGUGCGCUGAAAAUUCCGAAGAAUCUUUCCAAAUCAGUAAUAAGUAUAUAAAUAAAUCUUUAUUGGCUUAGGAGCCACUUUCGACGUAUAGAUGUAUGCAUGCACAUCCACUACUUGGAAAUGAUGAAACGUAUUUAUAAAGAGUGAGGUUUUUCAUUUCAAAUUCCCUAUAAUUCCUGCAGUGCGCGCCACAAUCCACUUUAAAUUGCACUCAUAAGAACUUUGAAAUCUCUCACAAUCCCUUUUGCUCACCCUUCGCUCCAUAUCAUACAAAUUAUCAGCAAUCAAAAAUUCUAAGCACACGUUCACAGUCGCAAUUUAACGAUGGUAUCAUAGCAAGACAUAAUCCUUAAAAAUACUUCAAUGGAGACAAAUACAUACUACGGCAUCAGUCAUACGGGUAUGUGUGCAUGUGUGUACGACAAAAGGUCCUGCAGACUGAAAAGUAUUAUAAUAAAAGCAGUAGUAACCAUUGGCCGACUGGCGACGCACGCUGAUUUUCUGGCGCUCACAUAUGCCUUCCGGUUCAAGUGCUCUGUUCACGAGAAAGCAAAAAUAAGCGGCGAAGCCAAGUGUUGCAAAGAUAAAAAAUGAGAAUUUCCACAAACACAAACACAUACACACACACAUAAAAAGACGUUAAAACAAAAAAUAAAAAUAAAUGGUACACCAGCAUUCAGCGUGCGGCGGCAUAUGUGCUAUGCUAUGUUUUUAUGUGUUGUCUUCCACCAAUGACAUCAGCAUGUCAGUCACGUUUCGUCCUUUUUGAAAGCAAUGAAGUGCACAAACACAUACAUAUAUGCACAUUUAUGCUCAUGCAUGGCUACAUAAGAAACCUGCAAUGGAAUUGAAUGUUUUUUUCCAACCGAGUUUUUGCCGAAUAAAGUCAACUCUGCCCACUUUGUAUUUUCAAAAGCACUCACUGUUGGCUUAGCAUCUUUGAAAUGGCCGCAUUUCCGUUAGCUAGUAACUACUUACUAUGAAAUUAGAAAAAAAAUAACAAAUAUACCCGACAUGUUUCCUUCUUCAUUAGCGAUAUUUUUUGCUAGCACUCCUAACGAGUGCCUGUUUGAACUGGAUAGCUCUGCGGAAGUUAUGCCUUCAUUAGGUACCAUAGAGGAAAUAUGGAACCAAAAGAGUUAAAAAAUAUGAUUUUAUGAAAUUAAAUAGCUUAGCGGGAGUGGAGAUUUUCUGCUUUUGAAAAAAGUUCUGCAUCACAAAAUUGCACAAAUCUCCUAAGUUACUAGUCCGAUUUUAAAAGCGAAACUUAUAUUUGAAUGUUACUUUAAUUGAUAUUUUUAUUCUCUAAUUAAACUUGUUGCAUUAUUUCUGUUUUAAAAAAGUUUUUUUUUUACUUUCCGCAUCCAUUUGAUAUGGGUGCCAGGGCAAAGUGACAUCCCAGCGGACUGUGAGACAGACAAAUUAGCAAGAGAGGGCAAUACCACUCGCUUCCCUUUUGGUAUGGAAAUUGUAGGCAUACCCCUCUCCCCCCCUCUCCAAACUGCGUGGUACGAGUAGCAUUGCCACUUCAGCCAACACAAGACGGAUUGAUAGUCUGUCAUAUUCGGCUACAAAAGAAUUUGGCCAAAAUGGGGCAUCAGACGCUCAAAGGCGCUGCUCAAUCGGCCAAGGAAAAACGUCCCUCUGUUAGUUGCUUUGAUCAUAGGCCACUGUCUCCUAGGUCAACAUGCUCAAAGAUUAAACCUUCUUCAUUUCAACUAUUGCAGAAGUUACACGAAUGAGGAGGAGGAAAAGUCUGUGUGACAUCUUCUCCGCCACUGUCCUGCAUGAUAUGUCACUAGAUUUAAGUAUUUCGCUCAUCGUUCUUGAAUGAUACUGAUGACUUUAGGGAAAUAAGUGUCUGCCAAAUCAAUAGGUUUGCUACUGUGGGUACAUAAAUGGAUAAACUGCUAUUGCAUCACAAUGGAUCGGCAAGGGUCUACGUGAGUUGGUUUAGAGACCGACAGCCACUGCCAACUACCUUCCUGGUAUACUUUCAUUAAGUAUGACACUUUUCGAGUUGCUUCACAGCCAAUUUAUUGUAAUGACAAGAGGCUAAGUCUGGCCAAAAGAAAAAAGUGAAAAUCUCUUAAGCUCAAUCUAUUUUCCAAGCACUCUUUUAUGUACUUUAAAUGCAUUUGUGAGUUUAUUGUUCACGUAGUAGCAGAAUACCUGCUUCUUUCGCCACAGCUGCAGAUUGCUUGCCCAAACUAUGGAUUUAGAAGAAAAUUUUGACCGAUUUUUUGACGCAAAGUUUUCGUCGCAUUCCCCGCGAGCUUGUAGUGUACAACUCCGGGUCUGGAAGUUGUCAAAGUUAUAUAUAUAUAUAUAUAUAUAUAUAUAAUUGGCGCGUACUCCCUUUUUGGGUGUUUGGCCGAGCUCCACAAAUGGAGAGACCUACAGUUUUAAGCCGAUUCCGAACGGCAGAUAUUUUUUAAGAAAACAUUUUUCAUGGCAGAAAUUCACUCGGAGGUUUGCCAUUGCCUGCCGAGGGCGACCGCUAUUCUUAAUUUUGGAGUUUUCACCGAAAUUCGAACCAACGUUCCUCUGUGAAUUCCGAAUGGUAGUCACGCACCAACCCAUUCGGCUACGGCGGCCGCCAGAUGUCAAAGUUGCCUAAAAUAUAAACAUCUCGUCGUUUAUGAUACAGAAAUCGAAUUAGAACAAACAUCCGUUUUUAGCUUUCCGGGACGUUUUUUUUUUGUCUCUGGCUUUGCAUUCUUCACAGCGUUUGGAGCUUUCUGCACUUUGAGCGUCUUGAUACUAGCCUCUGUUUUGCUCUGCGGACAAAAAACUCGGACCUUCUACCCUCCCGAAAUUUUGGCAGGUUUCUGUGGUAGUGAUGAUUUGGUUUUUCUUAUUUUGAUCACCUUUGAUUUUUUUUUACCGGAACCUGACUUCCGAGCAACAACAAAGUCUCCUUAAUAUUCUUGAAAACUCUUUUGUUAACAGAGAUUUUGGAAUUAUUUUUAUUUCCAGAGUAAGAUAUGCACUGAGGGGGUCUUGAAACUUUGUAAAGUAGUAAAAGCGUCUAGCAAAAAUAUUUCAAAAUGGUAUUUUUUAGACAUGUACACAUACAUACAUACAUAUACAUAUAUGUUUCGAAAUAAAUUCAAUUUGAGUUAUUAAAUUUUUUUUUUUUAAUUUUGUCAAGCGCAGUCUUUAAAUAUAUGUUUAAAGCUACCCCAGCUCUUGCCGUAAUAUAAGUCUAUCAUUGUUUAUGAGAUUUUUGUUCAAUAAACAGAACCCAGUCGAAGAAGUUUUUGGCGCUUCAAAUGAUCGGCAAGAGGCUUCAAUUCUUUAGUUAUUCUGUACUUCUAAGUGAGUACAAAAAUACGUCAACUUAUCGGCAAAUAGAUUUCAAAUUUCUGUGAAGGGCGUGAAAUUGACUGAUGUGACUCGUUUUGAACUAAAGCAUUAGUUAGAGCUCGGAGAUAUUUGAGAAAUAUUUCGGCUGCUUCGAAUGUUGUGUUGUCUCACUGGCAUAGGAACAUUAUACGAAAUAAGUGUUAGCUCAUAUUUAUUCACUAGACCACAUAUAAGCUGUUUGGUACUACCACAAUUAUUACAAUUAAUAUAAGCGACUUACAGUUGCGGUAGUAAAUUUUAAUAAAAAAUUCACUGCAAUAAAAAUUUUGAAUGAUGUUUUGGCCUUUCAAUCAUAAACAAUUGUAAGGCUGGUUUUCACAUAUAUUGUGCAUAGGGACUUUGACAAUUUAUUUAUUUCUUCUUAAUUUUUAAUAUUUUUUUAUGAAUAUAUUCUUAGUUCAAUCUGCUACAAAAAUCAUAAAAAUCCAAAUUCAAACUUUAAACAAGUAAAAAAAAAUGUCCAAAAAUGUCGACCAAAUUUAGAAACUUUUAAUCAGAAUUUUUAGAAAAUUUUCGAGCAAACAGUUCUAUAACCUACUCAAUUUAGUUAUAACAGACUAUAGAGGGCUAAGUCAUAGCUACUUUCCAAAAUGGUAAUCAUAUUAUUUUUUUUUUAAAUCAUAUUUUCUGCACAAUUUUAGUAAUUUUAUUUUGCUAAUUAUUGAAUUAUUUUCCUGAAAGAUGAUAGUCUGAAACUUGCCAAAGCCUUUCUCUUUGGGAGCACCUCACGGUCUUUUCACUUCCUUGAAAACCCGACGGCUAUAAGUUUAGUACAAAAUCUAACACGUGUAGUAAAAAAUGUGUCCAUUUAGCCUUUGUUAGGUAUUUAGACGAGCAGGUCCUUUAAUUCGUUGGUGUGCGUGUUAUGCCGCCUGCGAGUUCCACUCGGGUUUUAUAUAUUCUGUUUUUUCCGUCCCCUUAGUAUUAAAAUAGCCUAUAAAUUUUUUGAUGUUUUGCGAAAAUGAAUUUCAAACUUUUUGUCGAAAGUAGCUCUCACUCAAAUCUCGUUAUGUCUGUAAAUAUUUAUUAUUUUUGACUGACGUUUUGACGCACUUUGUGGAACUAGAAUUUGACCAAAUUUUGACCACAUAUAAAAUCGACGAUGGAGAAUCCAAAAAUUCAAUAAAAAAAUAAUAGCCUAUGAGCACAUAGGCUAUUGUUAUACUAAGGGGACGAUAUACACUCUAGACUGGAUGACGAAAAUAAGUUGACAAUCACGCCUCCUAGUUGGAAAACUGACUUCAAAAUGAUUUUCAGGGCAUACAAAUUUUCUUUAUUGUCGAGUACUGAGUACAGUAUCGUUUUUUUUCAUAACUUUUUUAUUUAUUACUCGAUUCCAAAUUGUGAUACUUCGUUGAGAAGAUAAUUUUGUAUAUCUUUCGCGCAUUCGUUUAUCCUAGAAUGCCUUUAUUAUUUUGGUCAACGAUGAAAAUUGCUAUGGCCUCUCAAAGUAAUUAUUUGAAAUUUCAACGUGAAAAUUAAUGAUAUUUUAGUCAUUCUCUAUUCUAAACUUGUAAAAUAGCCCAUUCACUGGUAUUGUAGCGGCUUCAUCUAAAAGGGGUGAGAAUUGGUGCACUCCACUUACAAAUAUAAAAAUCUUCUUGAGCAUACUUAGGGGCGCCGCUAACUUACUUUGUUGAGAUAUUUAUCACAUACCAACCCACACAUACGCACGCACACAACCACACACCUAAUACGAGAAUAUUGUACUUACAAUUGAUGAGUGAGUGAAAAUCUUAAUAAACUGAUAAAACAAAAAUGGAAAUUAUUACGAAAAGAGCUUAUCCUGCUGAUAGACAACUUACGCUGCUAAAUUUGUAUGUGCAUAGGUAUAAAAAAAUUUGUAUUGUAUACGUGUAUCUACAUGCAUGCGAGUAUGUAGGUCAAAAAUCAUAUCAUGGCAACCAGUGAUGAAGGGAAAAUUGUUACAACAAUAAAAUUAUAAGCUCAAUUGUUUGUGUAUAGAGAUAAUAAGAAAAUAGUUAUACCAGAUAUUCAGACAGAAUUCCGCAGCAAGGCUAGUUGUAAAAUAAGAGGAGGAAAAACUGAAACUUAAGAUGUAAUGAAAAGUAAUGCAAAACACUUGUUAAAUGAGUUAAUUGGAAAUUCAAGCUAGAAGAAACAAAAAAAGCAAUAAAAAAAUAAAAAUAAAAACAGCGCACUUUAAAAAGAUAGGUAUAUAAUACAUUCAUAAUAUAAUUCAAAAAGCUUUGAAGAGGAGUAAAAAAUGUAUGAAAAAAAUGACAAAAAAAUAAAAAAAGACCGAUAUCGUAAGAAUCGCAGCUAUGUUGAGAAUUCUGUGUAAAAUGUGGCUACAAAAAAGGUGAGAAAAUCGAAAAACCGCGGCAGUUAUCUUCAAAACCGUAAUAUAUGCAACUCUGGAGAAAAUUUGUACUCCAAAUCUUGCUGCCACGUAAGUGAAAAAGAAUUAAAAACGCCGAAAAAUGGUUUGCAUAAGCUAAAAUUCAUUUAAAAUAUGGCGCCAACAAAAAUGAAGCAAAAACAACCUAAAAAUGUUUUUACAUACGCUUAAAAUGGCAGCUGCUGUGAAAAUUUUCAUUUAAAAUGUUUGUGAAAAAAUCGAAACAUGUUCAGAAAUUAUUUCACACACAGUUCGUGUCAAUAAAAAGCAGCAAAACUGCUGUCAAGUGUAUAAAAAUACUUUUUUUUUUUCGAAAUGUACAAAUAAAUGCAAGUUAAGGGCGUAAAUAUUUAACAUUCAUAAAAGUGAAAUCGAAAAUAAAUGUAGCUGUAUACAAAAUCACAAUUGAAACAAGAAGUUGAUGUACUUAAAAAUACCUGUAGUUGCAUAAAGCAACACAACUUUGCAGCGGAGACGUAUUUUUCGCUCUUUCUAUCCACACUUUUGCUCUUUCACUACUAAGCGCUCCAUACUACAAGUACUUCUUAGGUACUUAUGUACAUACAUUUGUAGGUGUGUACUAUGAGCUAAAUAAAAUUACUUUUUCAUGCUUCAAAUGGUUGUAAAUAGUUUCAUUUUCUUCGAAGUUAAAAUUCGGGUAACUUGUAUUGUAAAUAACUUAAAUCUAUAACAAAUAAUAGUAACUGUAAAAAAUUACAUAUAUGUAUAAAAUGUCUUAGUAGUAUAUAUUGUAGUAGUAUGCAAAAACUAUAAUAUAUACAUAAGUAUACUUAAGGAAAACUUAAUGCUAUUAAAGAAUUAGUAAACGGCUUUGCCAGCAGUGAUGUUCGAAAUCACACUUGAACCACCACUGUACUACUACUACUACUAAAUACUUGUAUGUAUUUGAAUAAAUUUCUAAAUAAAUAUGUAUGUUUGUAAUGGCAAAUAUAACAUAUUUGCAUAUACAUAAGUAAGUAAACACCUACAACACAGUGAUAUUUAUUAAGCUUGUCAUGUUGCUGCCUUCACUACAAAAGCCAUCAUGACACAGAAGAAGUAUUUCAUAGUAGAACUGUGAAUUCAAACUAUAGUAAAACCUAAACAUUCCUUUUCAAGAGUUCAACAUAACAAAACUUAAGCUACUUAAUUCUAUUUGUUCAAACAUGUACAUAGUACAUACACACAUACAUACCUAUACAUACAAUACAUUCAUAUUUAUGUAUAUCAACCCUAUGCAUUUCCAAGUACAAUAUAAAAAACCAUUAACAAUAAUUUCAGAAUCUAUUAAGUUGAACUUUGUGAAUCAGAAACUGAACUACAACUAUCACUUUCACAAUCACUUACACACACAUACGCAUACAUAUUAUCAUACAAAAAUACAACUGCAACUGCAACUGAUGCUACCAAAGACUAGUCCUAAUAAAUGUAAGAACUAUUGCUGAGAUUAAUUGUCGAAUGAAUAAUAAAAUGCAUGCCCACAUUUAUAUAAACAUGUGCACAUACAUAUGUAUGUAUUUAUGUAUUUGUGUGCAAGAGAAAUGUAUGAUAAUAACUCAAUAAAACCGAAAACUGGAACAAUGCAAGCGAGCAAGAACGAACGUACACGUAAAUGAGACAAAUGCAUACAGCCACACAGACACACACAUCUACACAUACACUGAGAUGAGUAGGAGUUGUAAGCCAGUGCAGUGUACUCGAAAAGAAAUAAAUUUUCCAUUAAAUACCUACACAUGUACAUAUGCAUACAUACAUGCAAACCUAAAUUAAUAUGUAAGUGUACAUAUAUAUAGAUAUAUACUUGUAGUUUUAAAAUGAAUUUAACUAAUUGCAAUAAUAAAUGUUUUAAAUAUUACAUAAAUAUCAGCAUUACGUCAAUACUUUCUACCAAUGCGUUUCAACCCACACACAAAGACAUACAUCUACACACACAGACAAAUGAAUUUAAUACCAAAUCCGUUUCAUCAUACUUAUGUAUCCAUGCAUAAGUGCAACAAAUGUGAAUUAAAUCAAUUGAAAUCCAAAUGUGAAAUAUAUUAUGAAAUUUGAAAAUAUCUAAGCGAGGCAUUAAGGCAUACAAAUGGCAUUCAAAGUAAUUAAGCGUUGUGUAUAGCAAAUUGUAAGCUACGAGUAAUAACAAGAAAACAAUAAAAGUAAAAAUAACAAAAAUACGAAAUACAAAAACAGCUACUUAAAGAGAAAUUUAAAAAGCAACCUACUGUUUCAACUAAAGCAAACUAAAUACUAUCAGCAACCGAAAAUGUUUCCUUCUUGUGUGAGUUACAUACCUACAUAAAUACUUACGUAAAUCCAGUAUACAUAUUAAAUACAUACAUAUAUAGAUACUUAAAUGAAAUUUAAUUCGAUAUUUAAAAUUAAUAAAUACUUAAUAUACGUGAGAAGAAAAUACAAAUUAUUAAAAUUCAACUAAGUAAAAUAAAAUAAAAAAGAAUCUUGAAAUAUUAAAUAGAAGUGAUGUUUUAUUUCCAUCUGGCUGUCAUGGCAAGUAAGCGCAUACAUUAACGUGGGAUGAAAAGUGGU
Molecule: messenger RNA, 13884 nt
Organism: Anastrepha ludens (Mexican fruit fly)
Lineage: Eukaryota; Metazoa; Arthropoda; Insecta; Diptera; Tephritidae
Product: lateral signaling target protein 2 homolog
Exons: 6
Coding region: 1351-2889 (512 amino acids)
Source: RefSeq, a predicted model, not a curated record